CUCCUGGCCUGCCGGCGACCAGUGCCGCCCGCUCCUCCUCCCCACCCUCCUCGCCCGCGUCCCCCGCGCGCUCCUACCCCGCGGUGACCCGGGGGCCACCCCGCACCCCUUGUCGGGCCUGGACCUGUUCCCCACUCGCCUGCUCCCCACCCCCCAAAAAUAGCAGAGGACUGCCGGCAAGCAGCUGCCCAGAUCUCAGUUGUGAAUUUGUAGUUCGGGGAUGAGACUAUAAACUGUAAAAGUUAGAGGAGUUUAGAAAAUAUCGGCGUUCUGAGAGCGGGACGCCAGAGCAGUACGGUGUAAAAGCUAAAGGAAAUUUCCCACAGAACGAGGUGGUCAUCGCCCCCAGCCUCACUCGAAACUCACAAAAACACAUUCGGGUGGAGCCAGAGGAAUUACAGAAAAGAAGCUGAGGACUUUGGAAGAGGGUACAGAGGGUUAAAGAUUGGUCUUCAGAAGCCAACUAAGCUUGGUGUCUGAAGCACUCAGCGCAGAGACAGGAGCCCAGGCUGCCUCGGUAGCUCCCCUCCUGCCCCGCAAUCCAAUUUACCACGGGAAAGUUGAGAUCCAGAAUCGGUGGCUUGUCCACAAUCACACACCUGAUUCUGGGCAGAGCCAGGAUUAUCAGCCCAGAACGCCAGUUCCUAAGCAUCAUUUAUAAACAAUAAAAUAUAGACAGCCUCACCAUGAGCGGGGAACUGAUCAAGAAGUAUGUGGCAGCCAUGGUGCUGAGUGCAGCUGGAGAUGCCUUGGGGUACUUCAACGGGAAGUGGGAGUUCCUCCGGAAUGGGGAAAAGAUUCACAGGCAGCUGGCCCAGCUUGGCGGCUUGGAUGCCAUAGAUGUGGAGAGGUGGAGAGUCAGUGAUGACACGGUGAUGCACCUGGCCACGGCAGACGCUCUCCUGGAAGCCGGCGAAGUCUCAGACUUGGCUCACCUGUAUUCCAUCCUUGCUAAACAUUACCAAGACUGCAUGGGAGACAUGAACGGCCGGGCGCCAGGGGGCGCCUCAAUGCAGAACGCCAUGCUGCUGGAGCCAGACAAAGCCAAUGGCUGGAGGAUUCCCUUUAACAGCCAUGAGGGUGGCUGCGGGGCUGCCGUGCGGGCCAUGUGCAUCGGUCUCCGGUUCCCUCACCACAGCCAGCUGGACACCCUGAUCCAGGCGAGCAUCGAGAGUGGCCGGAUGACCCACCACCAUCCCACAGGCUUCCUGGGAGCCCUUGCGUCUGCUCUUUUUACAGCCUAUGCUGUGAAUGGCAAGCCUCCCCAGCAGUGGGGAAAAGGACUGAUGGAGGUGCUACCGGAAGCUAAAAAGUACAUUGUCCAAUCAGGCUACUUCGUGGAGCAGAAUCUGCAACACUGGUCUUACUUCCAAGACCAAUGGAAAAAGUACCUAAAACUCAGAGGGAUUUGGGAUGGCAGAUCAGCCCCUACCUUCCCCAAGCCCUUUGAUGUGAAGGAGAGGGAUGAGUUCUACACCUCCGUGAGCUACUCUGGCUGGGGCGGCAGCAGUGGACACGAUGCCCCCAUGAUUGCCUACGAUGCCAUCCUGGCUGCAGGAGACUCCUGGGAGGAGCUUGCCCACCGAGCCUUUUUCCACGGUGGAGACAGUGAUUCUACAGCUGCCAUUGCUGGCUGUUGGUGGGGAGUGAUGUAUGGUUUUAAAGGAGUGAGUCCCUCCAACUAUGAGAAGCUAGAAUACAGAAACCGGCUGGAAGAGAUAGCUAGGGCUUUGUAUUCUCUUAGGUCAAAGGAAGAUACCGUAAUUACCCUUUAGGGAGAAGUGACAUUCAUUUCUGGUGGUUUCUCCUCUUGUGUAGUCCCUUUUCUGCUCGGUUUCACUUUUUUCAAAGUGAAGAGUCUUAACCUUGUACUCAGGGAAUUUUGAGAUAACAGUCCCUUGGGCACCUGAAGGUCAGUCUUUCCAAACUUAUCCUGUCCUCGCCCCCCCACCCCAAAUCUACCCCUCUUCCUAUCCUGAAGAGUCUUUAUCUCAGUUGAUGGCAUCAGCGUCUCCCAAAUUAGAAAUCUCAUAGCCUCAUAUUGAGUCCUCAUUUUUACCAUCUAAUCUUUCACUAAGUUUUUUUCUGUUUGUUUUAGGGUAGGUUCCCCAAAGUGGACUCUGAGACAAGGAUUUGAGUGCAAGUAGUUUAUUUGGGGGGUGAUUCCAGGAAGCAGUGCUAGGAGAAUGGGGAAGUGAGACAGGGAAGGGAGGGGAGCCAGGACAAGGUGCGUUAAUGAGCACGUUACCAAUGUGGGCAGCUGGGACUCGGUCUGUCUGGGUCCUCUGCGUAAGGCACUCAGAGUUGUCCCACCGACUUCUAUCUGAUGUUGGUGGAGGACCACUCCCAGGCGUGCUAACUCCCUGGUGCUUCCGGGCCUGCCUCUUGUGCAAGCCAAACAUGAGUGUCCUCAGGUAGUCUCAGAGAUGUUUGCAGUGGCAAGCUGUAUGGCGCAUGGGAACAGUGAGGGGUAUAUGUGGGGUCCCAGUAGCAUCAGCUGGUUGGUUCUACCUUCUGAAUAUCCUUCAAAUCUGUCAUUCUUUUACCUUUUUGCACCAAGUAUGUUUCAGCUGGAUUUCUGCAAUCCAGGCUACUCAGGUCUGAGGAGAUGCUGCUCCUAGCUGUGCCCUCUAAUUUCCUGGGCAUGGCACUUGACAUGGUGCCAGUUUGUUGUUGCCUAUUUGCUUGCCUUUAUUCUCCUCUAGACAGAACCUAGCAUGGUGCCUGGGCACACAGGAGAUACUUAAUCAGUAUAUAUUAAAUGAAUGUUGUUUAUUAGCCUGCUAUCUGGGGCCUCUAAUUCCAGUACUGCCUUCCUCAUCGCCCUCCAGAGUGAUCUUUACAAAUAACAAAUUGAUCAUGCUGCACUUCUAAUCAUGUGUAAUGAAUACUCACCCCCUUUCUUCAUUUCUUGGUGCUCUUCCCUCUCCUCUUUCACUUUCAAGCCCCAGCUCAGGUAGCAUCUCGUAGAUGAAACCUACUCUGACUGUUCAGGCUCUUGGCUCUCUCUCCUCACUACGCCCAAAGCCUUCUGUCUCUAGCCCUCUCACCACAUUGAUCCUGUUGUGUGGUGAUUGUGUGUCUUCUGGGGACGAUCUCAGGCUACUUGUGAGGGCUUGUGUCUUAUUCUUUUUGUCGCCUCCCCGUCUGGCCCAUUAGAGAUAUUCAGUAUUUACUUUGGAAGUUCAUCAAUUUGUGUUCAUGUGAAUGCUUUCAAUAUGCAGUGCCUCAUCUGUUUCAGAUGCCCUCUACUUCAUGAUUGUCAAGAGUGACCUGUGCCGGCCUGAAAGAGAUAGAGGGUUUGAUGCUUUAACCAGGCCUGUGUGCUGACUUAAAUGAGACAAAGCUCUCAACUCUGUAUUUGAAGCAGGACUCCAGCAAAGGCAUGAGAUUUAUCAUUCUUUUAUACAUAAAGAGAGAAGAAAAUUCCAAAACUCUUUUUUCUGGUUCAAAAAACUCUGAUGUGAGCUGGGACGAAGUGAGAGAAUGGCGUGGACUUAUACAUACUACCAAAUGUAAAAUAGAUAGCUAGUGGGAAGCAGCCGCAUAUCACAGGGAGAUCAGCUCCGUGCUUUGUGACCAC
Molecule: messenger RNA, 3583 nt
Organism: Eubalaena glacialis (North Atlantic right whale)
Lineage: Eukaryota; Metazoa; Chordata; Mammalia; Artiodactyla; Balaenidae
Gene: ADPRH
Product: ADP-ribosylarginine hydrolase
Exons: 4
Coding region: 687-1775 (362 amino acids)
Biological process (GO): protein de-ADP-ribosylation
Molecular function (GO): ADP-ribosylarginine-[protein] hydrolase activity; magnesium ion binding
Source: RefSeq, a predicted model, not a curated record